ACUUCCUGCAUCAGGGAGGUCAGCGGCACUGCCCCAGCGGGUGCGCGAGCGCAGAAUGCCGCAAGAGCCCGACGUAAACGCACGCACUGUGCACCCGUGGUCAAACCGGAUCGAAUAGUGACAAAGCGAGUGGAGAUUAAAUUGAGUUAAAAAGUGAACAUUGGAGAUCAAACCCCGACGCGUCCAGGUCCCUCGUGACUCAUGGCCCAGUACCAGUUCUUGUAUUUGAUGGUUGUGGCUGCUUUAGGAACAGCACCAUGCCAGAGUCAAAACUCAUUUCAAGACACAAUAACACAAGAUGUAACACCACCUAGCUUAUUGAAAGAGGUAGAAGACAACAGCCGAUACAAGACUUUGGAGGCAAAUGCAACGCUUUUAAAACUUCUAGUUGACGACAAAGAUGGAGUGAGCAGAUCCGAAGUAUUUGAUAUGCUGCACUCAAAAGAAGAUACACCCGAGCAUCUCGCUUUACCAACAUUCCCAGAAGAUGCUGAAGAAGGUAGAGUCGACGUGCCGGUUGUACCUGACUCACAAGCUGAGUUCCUUCAAGAAGAACCAGUGCCCAAGGAUUCUCAUAGACGGUAUGCGGGAACACGCGGCGAGCCCGUCGGCACCGCGGCAGGGAUUAUGGUUGCGGUUACCUGCAGCAUCGUCGUGCUCGCUUACUCUGCUCUUAUUGUAUGGAGACGGAUAUACUUGAAGAAAAAUGGAUUAAAGCACGAACUUCUACGGAAUGAGGAAAUUAUGGCUGAAACAAGAAUUGAGUUAUGAAGAGUAUUGCCUUAAAAUGUAUCGAGCCACGAAGUUAUGUAAAGUUUUUAAAAUAACAAGACUGAAUUUGUUUAAGAAAGAUUGUUUUAGAUGUAUGACCUUUAUAUCUGAGCCACAUAUCUUGCUAUCUUUGCGUGAUAACUAUUGAUAAUGAUGUGUAACUAUUUAAAUGUACCGCAAGAAGCUACUUGAUAAUUCACACCGAAUAUUAAUUUAUAUUGCAUUUUUACAUUGAAUAUUUUUUUAUGUUUUAAAUGUAAUUUUUAUGUAAAAUGAUUUUAAAAUCUAUAAAUGUUCCGAAUUUAAACUACGUGAAGGCUUUUGUGUUACUUAUAUCAUAUAAUUAUAUAAUUGGAAUUAAAUUAUAAAAUAUAAAUAUUUAUAUAAAAAAAAUUAUAAAAAACCCGUGCCAUAUAUUUGUAAUUAUCAGUUAGUCAUGUUGGAUUUUAUGAUUGGCAUGUGGUUAUAAAUGUAAUUUAUUUAUAAUUUAGAAAAAAACAAGUCUGUGAUGUGAUUAAUGCUAAGGUAAUGAGAGAUGUAUUUUCGAUGCUUUAUUUAAUAUUGAAAGAGUUUGUAAUAAAAAAAUAAACUUGUAAGCAAUAGAAAUUCAUAA
Molecule: messenger RNA, 1384 nt
Organism: Nymphalis io (European peacock)
Lineage: Eukaryota; Metazoa; Arthropoda; Insecta; Lepidoptera; Nymphalidae
Exons: 7
Coding region: 202-771 (189 amino acids)
Source: RefSeq, a predicted model, not a curated record